Messenger RNA from Boleophthalmus pectinirostris (great blue-spotted mudskipper), 816 nucleotides. Its product is annotated as mucin-2-like. The coding region runs from base 22 to 816 and encodes 264 amino acids. The transcript has 2 exons. NCBI's taxonomy places the organism in Eukaryota, Metazoa, Chordata, Actinopteri, Gobiiformes, Gobiidae. The record is from RefSeq and is a predicted model, not a curated record.
AUUGGAGCUUGUGGUUUAGAGAUGGACAGCUGGACUCUCCAAGGGGACAGUUACUCCUUUUUGCGCAGUGCACCGCGCACCUUUUCUCUCUGUCACCGUGACGGUACUCCUAACCACGUAGAGAUCUUUGACAUUAUUAAUACGCCCAGCCAGCGCAGUGCCAUUUCUGAGACCACCUGCCUGUGUGACAUUUUUGGAGACGACUGUGAAGCAGCUUCACUUUCGAGCAGUCCCGCUUCAGCAGCUUUUAGCCCACAGCAGACAGAGGUGGGGGAACCUACGGUGGCCUCACCCACACUGGAUGACAAUAACGACUCCUCCUCUUAUCAUACAGCUCAUAGCUCCAGUGAAGAAGAGGAGGGGCUUGAGGACCCAAAUGAGAAGCAGAACUGUCCUCAUUUACAAAGUUUAAAAGAAGAACAGACACCUCCUGAAUUUCCUGGAACAACCAACACGACACAUUGCAGUAUUUCCCCUGUACCUCAGGAACAGGCAGAAAGUCCAGACCUCAAAACAGUUUGUGAUGGGAUAUUACCAGAGAACAAAACCCCUCAAACUCACAGCCUAGAGGGAAGUUGUAACUCUUUAUCUUCAUCUUUAGUUGAUGUUAGGUACACACCUUCACCCUCAAGCUCAAGAAAAGGUUUCUCUGAAACAGAAAGCAGGAGAACUACUCCUGCUUCUAAGGACAGACAUAGCAGUUUGUCACAGCACACUCCCACCCCUGAGUUGGAAAACUGUGUCAGCUCCUCUGCAUCUGUUACCACACAACCUGAUUUUUGGGAAAUAUCUUCAGAAUCAGAGAGCAUCUCCUGA